Molecule: messenger RNA, 1143 nt
Organism: Botrytis sinoallii
Lineage: Eukaryota; Fungi; Ascomycota; Leotiomycetes; Helotiales; Sclerotiniaceae
Exons: 2
Coding region: 1-1143 (380 amino acids)
Molecular function (GO): protein binding
Source: RefSeq, a predicted model, not a curated record
AUGUCGAAUCCUCGAGCAAUGCUCCCUUUAAAACAUGGUCUCAGACUAUUAAAUCAAAGGUCAUUUCAUACCACUCCAAGGUUGUUCGCUGUCAAUAUCAAACCUUCAAGAAAGCAGAUAUUAGCAAAGAGAAAUGCUACUGAACCAGUGAUCAUACGGAAGAGGGUGCCAAUCAACACUCCUGAAGCUCUUCCACCGAUGUUUAUUCUUGAAACGGACCAUAAAGCUGGAGUUCUGACUGUCGAACCUAAUAAAGCCAUGGAAUUCUUAAAGAACUACCAGAAUCUACAUGGAAAUCCGAACCAAGGUUGGGAGACUGGUAUUUGCAAUAAGCAUGGUAUCACGGCAUCUGACGUGACUCAAUUAUCUAUUUCUAUGGGGAGAUGCCGGGAACAAGCACAAAAACGUCUAGCAAGAGUGUUGCUAGAUUCAGCGUCAGCUAUGGGAGACCCAGCAGCCACGUUAGAGGUUGUAUCAGAAGCUUUUCAUAGUAAUAAGCUCUACACAGCAAGGUUUACAGUUUUUCUCGAACGUUUAGGUAUUUUAGCCAAGAAAGAGGGCAAUGUUCAAGCAAUGGGACUUCUUGGUCAAAUUCUAUACAGUCAAGGAAGGGAAAAGGAAGCUCGAGAUUGGCUGCAAAAGGCUGUUGGUGGAGAAAAUUCACCACAUUUUCCAGGGGCUGCAGAGGCACUCGUCGUGCUUGGCUUGAUUUUAGAAAAGACUGAUAGAGCGGCUGCAAAGAAAUUGUUCAGCAAAGCAGCAUUAGACUUAGAUCAUCCAGCAGCGUUCUUUUAUCUUUCUAAACAUGUAGGUCCUGAGGAAGAGGAUAAUAGGAUGGUUUAUUUACUCAAAGCGGCUGGUGCUGGUAUGCCUGAAGCAUGCCACAAUCUUGGUGCUAUUGAACUAUCUAAGAACAGUGACCAAGCGGACAAGAAGCCGUCAGAGCGAGAUUAUGGUUAUGCCAAAGAGUGGUUUCAAGUCGCAGCUGAAAGUGGAUUUGGUUUAAGCAUGUUAAACAUGGCUUCAAUAUGUAAAUCUCAGGGUCAAACUGAGGAGGCUUUGAAAUGGCUGGAGCAGGCAGAAACCCUUCCCGAAAUCCAUGAUGAAGCAGUAAAGAUGAGAUCCAGCUUCGUUGUGGAUUAA